Xenia sp. Carnegie-2017 is the source of this 4185-nucleotide messenger RNA. RefSeq names its product kinesin-like protein KIF15. NCBI's taxonomy places the organism in Eukaryota, Metazoa, Cnidaria, Anthozoa, Malacalcyonacea, Xeniidae. Gene Ontology annotation, biological process: microtubule-based movement. Gene Ontology annotation, molecular function: microtubule binding; ATP binding; microtubule motor activity. The coding region runs from base 450 to 3875 and encodes 1141 amino acids. The record is from RefSeq and is a predicted model, not a curated record. The transcript is spliced from 33 exons.
AAAAUUGGUUACGUUAUCCUCAUUUAAUUGAAUAUAUUGCUAUCAUAAUUCUGCAGGAAUCCUGCUCGGUUUGGUCAGAUUAUAUUCAGUUGACAUAGUUACGAAGUUGAGGAAAUAUACCUGCGGGGAAAAUCAUUUUGCUAUUUAAAGCCUUUAAGCAGCAGAUUGAAAUUUUGACGCAGUCUAGUCUUAAUGUUAUAGUUGCAAAUUUAAGCCGCUAAAGUAAUAAAAUGACAAAUUUACUGUAAGUAAUGUUUGCCAAAUUUUAGUAGCUUUAUUACAAUCAUUCCGGGCUUUCCACGCUCUACUUUAUGUGCUCCACGCGUGGUCCACUAAAUUUUGAAAUUAGUUGUCGAAGUGGAAGCAUAGUUUAAAGGGCAAAUGGCGCGAAUUUUGAGUUUUUCUAAACACAGUAAACUGUAUUCAUUUUUGUUGAAUUUCGUCAAAAAAUGAGCAUGAAAGAAGGGACAAAUGGUAGCAAUGUAAGUGAUGACAACAUUAAAGUGUUUGUUCGUAUCCGCCCACCGGAAAACUUUGGCGAUGAAAUAAACCACAAAUCUUGUCUGCAAGUUACUUCUGGAACAACAUUAAACCUGUUGUCCAAACCUUAUUCCAAAGUGUUUACAUAUGAUCAAGUAGCCGAUACCAAUGCAACCCAGGAAGAAGUAUUUACAUAUGUUGCUAAAGAAAUCAUCGAAGGAUGCCUUGGAGGCUACAAUGGCACAAUAUUUGCUUAUGGUCAAACUGGAUCUGGGAAGACAUUUACAAUGCUUGGACCAUCCAAAGGAGACAGUUUUGAUCACAAGCUUCGCGGUGUGAUACCUCGUGGUUUUGAAUAUCUCUUCAAUUUGAUCAACAGAGAAAGAGAAAAGAAUGGUGAUAAAGUAGAGUUCUUGUGUCAGUGUAGUUUUCUUGAAAUUUACAAUGAGCAAGUUUUUGAUCUUUUGGAUCUGACGUCCACUGGACUCCAGCUGCGAGAGGACAUCAAGAAAGGAGUGUUUGUUGAUGGCCUAAUGGAGAAACCUGUUUCUAGUGCUAGAGAUGUAUACAAUGUCCUCAACUCUGGCUGGCUCAACAGGAGAGUUGCAUCAACAUCAAUGAACAGAGAAAGUAGUCGUAGUCAUGCUGUUUUCACCAUCACCAUUGAGUCAAAGGAGGUCAAAGGAGCGAUAAAGAAUAUCAAAGUUUCGCGUCUAAAUCUUGUUGAUCUUGCCGGAUCAGAACGUCACAAAGAUACUCAGAGUGAUGGACUGAGACUUAAAGAAGCAGGCAGUAUCAACAAAUCUCUGUCGUCCUUGGGCAACGUAAUUAUGGCAUUAGUUGACAUAACACAUGGGAAACAACGCCACGUACCUUACAGGGACUCUAAACUUACCUUCUUACUAAGGGACUCUCUUGGAGGAAAUGCUCGUACACAUAUUAUCGCCAAUGUUCAUCCCUCGGCAAGGUGCUUUGGUGAAACUCUUUCUACCUUGAAUUUUGCUAAAAGAGCAAAAGAGAUUAGGAAUAAGGCGAUUGUGAAUGAAGAUACUUCUGGGAACGUUGCAAGUUUGCAAGAAGAAAUUCGCAAGUUAAAACUACUGUUGCAAGAAACCAGAGCCGGUGUGCGCCGUAUGUCAACGUCGAACAACAUAAGCAAUGACUGGGCAAACUUUCAAUCAACCGCGGGCGCCGCAAGCAACGUUGAAGAUGAGACGGCGAAAAAAGGCGUAGAAGACUGGAAACAAAUAGCGCUCACUACAAUCAAUCUAAAGGAGAAAUCUGAGCUAGAAAAGCAGGUGUUGGAGGAAAAAAUCAAGAAACUGGAAGAACUUGGCAGAAAGAAAGAUCGAUUUCUGCAAUCGACGAAAAUGAUUUUGAAAUUUCGUGACGCUCACAUUGCUAAACUAGAAAAGACGCAGAAGAAAGACUCUUCUACAAUCGCCCGCGACAAUGAAGUUGAUAAUGAUAAUGAAGUUGCGAUGUUACGCGAGGAGAUUAAAAUUUUACAAGAAAAAUUGGAUCAUCAUCCAGACGUUACAAAAUUUGCAAUGGAAAAUCUCGAACUUAGAGGCGAACUUAAAACUCUACGAGAAAACAGCAAAGACGCUACCAUUGACAUGUCAUAUGAUCUUAGUAAAACGAAGAUCUAUGCGUUGCAGUUGGAACGCAAACUGAGGGAUGCCUUGAACGUUAAUGAUGGUGGCUUUCUUGAGAAAAGUCUGUCAAGUUCAUCAAAAGUCUCUGAGGCUUCAAAUGCCGAGAUUGAAAGAUAUAAAAGUGAAUUGAGUCAAAUGCAGAGCCAUCUUGACUCCGUCAGGGAGGAACUUUACGACACUCGUGAAGAUCUCCAGCAGUCAAAAGAAAAGUUGAUCGAGAGCGAGGAUCAUUUUCGAAAAAGCUGCCUUGAAUCUGAAGCUGAGGUCGAAUCUUCAAGAAAAACUAUUGAAGAGCUCAAGAAAUGUUUAGAAAUGCAUCAAGUAAAGACAGCGUUAGAACGGACGACUUUAAACGAUGUUCAUAUGCAGACAAUACGAAAUUUAUCUUCACCGAAGGCAAUCAGUACUCCCAACAGGCGACGAAUUUCUCUAUCUACUCGUGCAUGCGGUAUGCUUGAAGAUGCGCCAUCAAAUGGUGUUUUACGUUCGAGAAGCGAUAGCUACAACGAUUUAAACGAACCUGAUUUAUUGGACGAUCCAUUUGUGACGUACGAACCGGAAAUUCCCGAUGACGAGGAAAUAUAUCAAGAGACGUUGUUUGAAGAACUGACGGAAAUUUCAAAAUUAUAUAAUGCGACGCUACAGGAGAAAGAAGAAGAAGAGUCGCGAAGGAUUGAGUUGAAUCAGACGAUGAAUAAACUAGAGCAUCAGGUUCAACAACUCAAUAAGUGUCUUUCAAGUGAAAGAUCAAAGUUUACAAAUGUCGAAGCCGAUCUUAACAAGAAGCUAAACACAUUGAAUGAUAAACUAAAAGAAGAAAUUUCAGAGAUGAGUUUAUUUAAGAGCGAGAAUGAAGAUCUAAAGAUAUGUCUAAAGCAAGCUGACAGGCACAUUGAAUCCUUGAAGAAAGAUCAAGACAUCGAAAAAAAUAAUGCUGGACGUAAAGCUGCUUCAUUGGAAAGCAAAAUUUGUACAUUGGAGAUUGAACUGACAAGUACAAAAAGCGAAAUGGAAGAAAUUAUGGAAAUAAAUCAAAACCUUCAGACCGAUGCAGAAAAUAUGCGAGAAGAGCUUCAGUUUAAAGACCACAAGUUAAACGAAUGGGAAAACUUACUCCGUGCUGAACGUGAUAAGAUCAAAUCACUUGAAAAUGAACUGAAGAGCACUCUGGAACAUCUUAAUGUGGCCAACAAAACAAACGAGAAAUUAAUGACCGAGGCAGAUAAACAACAGCAAUUCAUUGCUGCGUUAGAGGAAUGUGUGAAUCUGAAAGAUGAACUUCAGCAAGCUAAUGCUCUCUGUGUGGAACAGGGUGAAAAGAUUAUUGACCUGAAUAAGAAACUAAAUAAUGGUGAUCAAUAUGUUGCGGACUUAAAACGUCAAGUACAAGAAGAAAAGAGUUAUCGCGUGAAGCUGUUGGACUCUGUGAAGGAAUUGAAAUCGUCGCUUUCUCAAAAAGAGAGGAUGCUUACAUCUAUGGAGAACUUGAUUGCUGAGAAGAAUGAUAAAAUUGAAGAGCUUGCAAGUGAUUUAGCGAAGAAGGAAAAUAGCGUGAGCAAAUUGAAAGAAAAAUUGAGUGACGAGUGCGAGAAGCGACAAAUUGAGAAAGAAACUUUUCAAAACGAGAUUUGUUCUUUAAAAGAAGAACUUGCUGCUACAUCAGACCAUUGCCGAACACUUACUCGUACACUUGAAGAACAACAGCAAGAGCUUACAGAUUUACAGGGUGUCACGUGAUACAACAAUUACGUUGAAAAGAUGAAGCUAUUUCUUUCAAACUGUUUGCUGACAACAUUGGUAUACGUUGCAGUUUAACUGACUUUUAAAGCUUUUAUACUAGCGACGGCAGUGCAUGAGAGGGCAAUCUUUCUUAUCCAAAACGCCAAGACGUAUUAGAUAGACAUUCAAAUGCGUAAAAAUAUCGACAUAUAUAAUCAUUUUUAACACGAUUCUUUGUUUUAUCCAUCACUUAUUAUCUAAAAUGCUUCUUCUACAUAACGUUGUUUUCAACUUACAUUGCACCAGAAUAUAAUUAGGAGAUAAAAGA